This is a messenger RNA of Papaver somniferum (opium poppy), 2205 nucleotides long. Its product is annotated as transcription factor SRM1-like. The record is from RefSeq and is a predicted model, not a curated record. The transcript is spliced from 3 exons. The coding region runs from base 798 to 1658 and encodes 286 amino acids. Gene Ontology annotation, molecular function: DNA binding. NCBI's taxonomy places the organism in Eukaryota, Viridiplantae, Streptophyta, Magnoliopsida, Ranunculales, Papaveraceae.
UGUAAAGCCUAUAAUGGCCUGAUACUCCAAAAUCCAAAGAAACCAACUCAUUAAAUACUAUUAAGAGGUGUGUUCUUAGAAGAAAAAAAAAGGGUCUUUUAAACUUUGUAGAAGUUAGUUAGUACUAGUUGUGGUUGUGAUUAUACUUGACUUGAACCCUGAACCCACCACCACCCCACUUGUUUCAAUGAUUUCAUCAUCACUUUCAGAGAAGCCAUAACUCAAAACAAAAAACACACAGGAGGUUGGGCAUUUAAAUGGUAGUACAAUUCAACUCUUCAUCUUUGGUCAUCAUCUUGUUGAGUUUUGUAUCUUCACGGAGGUGGUGACGGUGGUGGCGGUGGCAGUUUAUGGGUAUGCAGAUUUUCUUUUGGCACUUCUUGGGUUUGUUUGCUUCUAUGUGGUUUACCUUCUCUCAGGUCUGACACUUCUGUGCACCCACUCUUAUUGCAUCCCCAAAAAUUGAAAAGAAAUUGAUUGAUACUUGGACCCUUUUGUGUAUAAAAUAAUUCCAAUCUACCAAUUAACCAGUAGGUAUUGAUUUCAUAUCACAGAAAAUAAUUGAGAUCCAAUUUCCAAGAGCUCUUCUAGAAAAAUAUCUGUUUUUAUGUCUGAUGCCAUCUAUCUAGGAGGUAGAAAAGGGAGAAAAUUUUGAUUAAUUUCCUUUUGAAUGUAAUUCAUUCAUGGUUUCAAAUAUCAGGGCUGCUGUUGCGUUGAGGUAGAAUAGGGUAGAUCUGGAAGCUGUUAUUUCUCUUGUUGAUGAAACUUUUUGAAGCCAAUAUAAACGGAGUCUAGAUAUGACUGCAGAUGAGAACAUGAAUAGUUGCUCUGAAUGGACUAGAGAGGAGGAUAAGGCAUUUGAGAAAGCUAUAAUUUCAAAUCCUGAGGAUUCAAUCGAUCGCUGGGAAAAAAUUGCUGAAGCGUUACCUGGAAGAACCGCAGAAGAGAUUAAGAAUCAUUAUGAACUCUUAGUCGAAGAUGUUAACAAUAUUGAGGCUGGACUUGUCACUUUGCCCAACUAUAUUUCAGCUUCAGAGGGUUCAACUGAACAUGCAAGUGAAGGUGGGACAAGUAAAAAAGGUGGAAUUCAUCUUGCGCAUUUUCAGAGUGAGUCAAACCAUGGAAGCAAGUCAUCAAGAGCUGAUCAAGAACGCCGUAAGGGAAUUGCAUGGACAGAGGAUGAACACAGGUUAUUUCUUCUUGGAUUGGACAAAUACGGGAAAGGCGAUUGGCGAAGUAUAUCCAGAAACUUUGUUGUGUCAAGAACGCCUACACAAGUGGCUAGCCAUGCACAGAAAUAUUUUAUUCGCUUGAACUCUAUGAACAAGGAUAGAAGAAGAUCUAGCAUCCAUGACAUCACCAGCGUGGGAAGCGGAGAUGUAUCAUCACCCCAAGGACCAAUCACAGGCCAAACAAAUGGGGCCACACCUGGAGGUGGAUCUUCCAGCAAAUCUACCAAACCACAAGCUCAGCCUUCGUCUGGUGCUCCUGCAGUCGGGGUCUACGGUGCUCCUACCAUAGGCCAGCCAGUUGGAGGACCUCUGAUUCCAGCAGUUGGUACUCCAGUUAAUCUUUCUGCACCACCACACAUGGCAUAUGGGAUUCGAGCACCAGUUCCAAGCAUGCCGCCAAUGACAUAUCCGAUGCCUCACAGGUAGAUUUGUGUCUUUCGACACUGCAAUAGAAUGUACAGAGAAAGUAUGAAGAGAGUAGAUUUUCUCAUGUUGGGUAUCCUUUUUACUAGUUUAAUCGAAAUAACAUUAGGCAAUGAGGUGGAAAGUUCUGGUAAAUCUUAUUAAAUGCCCACUCUUGAGAAUUUCAGUAGUAUCUGAGCAUCGAGUUAUGUUAUGAUCAAAUAUUAAGUCAUAGGAGAAAGAAUUAGAAGAUUUGUGUAUAGUGGAAAAGGUAAACACUGUGAAUCAGAAAGUUUCAGUGUCGGAGUUAAAUUGGUGUUAGGGAAGGACUUAAUAGUAGAUUCCUUUUCAUAUGUUCAUCCUCCAUGACUAGGCAGGGUUUUAGCUUUUAGGUGGAAUGGAAAACAGGAUAUUUGAGAACGUAUAGAUGUAAAGAAGAAAAUCCAGGUAGCAUUUUGGGGCGCAUAUUGUGCUGAACAUUUUUUGCAGACGCUUUAGUUUCUUUCUCGGUUAAUUUGAAGAACAAUGGAUGUCAUGAGUAAUGGUUACAUUAUAUAUUUGAUUCUCGAAA